AGCCCAAGUCAAUUUGGGUUUGAUAAACAACAAGGUCUUGUCCUUAAGAAUGUUCUGUUAUAAUAUGAAGUUGAUCCCUUCAAUAAUAGCAAAGUUACAGCCAGUUAUAGCCAAAACAAUGAAAAUUUCAAUUAUUUGACCUUCAAAGUCAAGGUCAUUAAUGAGUGAAGGUGAAGGUCUGUCUGGUUAUUUUUAAGGGUUAUCCUUGAAGAUUAUUAUGUUCCAGUUUGAAGACAAUCCAUUCAAAAAUAACAAAGUUACAGCCAAUAAUAGCCCAAAAAAUGAAAAUUUCAAUAAUUUGACCUUCAAAGUCAAUGUCAUUUAUGAGUGAAGGUCAAGGUAUGUCUGGUUAUUUUUAAGGGAUAACCUUGAAGAUUAUUAUGUUCAAGUUUGAAGACAAUCCAUUCAAAAAUAACAAAGUUACAGCCAAUAAUAGCAAUAACAAGGAAAAUUUGGACUUUUAACCUUGAAGGUCAAGGUCAUUUAUUGAUGAAAGUCAAGGUUAGUGUGGUCUACUGAAAGGUCUUGUCCCAAGGGUUGUUGUUGCCAAGUAUGAAGAUAAUACACCAAGAACUAAAAAAGUUAUGAUCCAAGUACAAGUUUGCGGACGGCAACGGCAUCGGCAACGCCACCGCGACUCUAUCAAUAUCUACUUUUUUACAAAAAAAAAGUCGAGCUAAAAAUGAGAUAUUUCAAGUCUAGAUAGUUUGUAAAAGUGGCCCGCCACUAAUUUAAAAAAUAAGGCAUUAAUAAUAAGAAAUUUUAAGACUAAAUUGUCUGUAAUAGUGGCCCACCAGUGUAGGUAGGUAUUAUAAUAAUAUAUGUUAUGGGCUAAAUAGGAUGUAAUGAUGGCCCACCAGUGUAGGUAGGUAUUAACAAUAAGAUAUUUCAAGACUAGAUAGUUUGUAAUAGUGGCCCACCAGUGUAGGUAGAUAUUUAUAAUGAGAUAUGUUAAAGUUAAAUAAGAUUAAAUAGUGGCCUAUCAAUUUAUAAUAAGAUACCAGUGUGUGUUUGUUUGUUUUGGGUUUUACGUCACAUCGACACAGUAUAGGUCAUAUCGCGAUGUUCCAGCUUUAUUGGUGGAGGAAGACCUCAGGUGCCCUUCCCUGCAUUAUUUAAGGCACGAACGGGCACCUGAGUAGAACCACCGACGUUCCGUAAGCUAGUGUAUACCAGUGUAUACCAGUGUAAAAAGUGUAUACCAGUGUAAAAAGAUAUUAAUGAUAAGAUAUAUCAAGAUCAGAUAGCAUGUUAUAGUGGCCCACCAGUGUAGGUAGGCAUUAUUAAUUAGAUAUUUCAAGACUAGAUGGUAUAUAGACGAUUCCAUAAUCAAUAAUUAGACGGCCGCCAUUUUGUUUGUCACGUGACCAUCCGCCAUUACGGUACUGAUUCUGAAAGUCUGUGAAUGCCAAGCCAAUAUUGAAAAUCAAAAUUUUCGUGAAAAAUGAGCGAAAGAGCGGCUAUUGGUAAGUUUUUUUAUAUGGAAUAUAAUAUAUGAACGUAACAGUAACCAGCUAGUAGCAUAGACCUUGAGAAUUGACGGUAACUUGGGCAUAAAUUUAACGAUUGUUUACACGGCAAAUUUUUGUGUACUCAGUAAACUUCAGUUCAGCCUCCCGAAGUUUUUUUAAUCAUGUAAAGAUAUACAUGUAUAAUGAAUGGAUUUGUUUAGUAAAAGGAAAGUGGUGAGGGAUUUAUUUAGAUUUACCUCCAGAUGAUGCAAAAUGGGAAAGAAAUAACUCAAAAACCUGGCCAAAGCUUACGUAUGAGGACCUGGUCGACUACCUCAUCAAUGCUAAAGCUUAUGAUGGAAAGGCUAUGAAAUCUUUUCGAGCUUUAUAUGGAUAUAAUUACGUGCAAAACGGUUGGAUGGGAGAUAUUUACUCAUUGAAAGUAGACAAUAUUAACUUCCUAAAAGCAGUGAUAUCACCAAGUCAGCCCGGUGUUGGGCGUAGAGAUUACAGCACAUGGGUAGCCGUGUCAGGAACUGAGGACUGUAAAAUUGAAACAGGUUUGUGCUCCUGUCCAGCAGGAAAAGGAAGAAGCUGCAGUCAUAUUUCUGCUGUGAUUUAUGCAAUUACAUUAGCUUGGGCAAGUGGAGUUGGAGGCGAAACCUGUACGGAUAAGCAACAGGCAUGGGGGAAGGGAGUUUCCCAGGUUUUAAAUCAUAACCAAUUAAGUGAAAUGAAUUUUAGACGACCUAGUCCUUUUGUACUUCAGCAACAAAAAGAAAUGACAUGCACUGACAAUGUACCGAAAACUAAACAAUUUAUUGAUCAUAGUGAAUUGAAGAAAGAUGUAAUGGAAUCAUCCUUAAGGAAAUUGUGGGAGUGUAAAGGAACAUUACUCAAUGCUAUUCUAAAUGUUCCUGAAGUUGAGCCAAAUGUUGAUAUUGAAAUAAGCCACGGUUCACAUGAAAUUGACUCUUCAUCGGCUGUGUGCCAACCGUUACCAUGUGAAUCAUGUAACACAUUUUAUAACAAAAAUGUUAAUUUAAGUAAUGCAAAUAUCUAUAAUCUGGCCAUGGAAACAAAGAACCAAAAUAAUAAUCUAUGGCAGGACAGCAGAAGACUUAGAAUUACGUCAAGUAAAGUGCAUGCAUUGCCAAAAUCCAGCAGAGGGGACCCUAAUAAAUAUGUGACAAACCAAAUUUAUAAUAGAUUUAAGGGCUGUGUUGCUACUCGGCAUGGCAACAAGUAUGAACCUGUGGCUAGGAGUUGGUUUGAGGGCGUGUCGGGAAAGCCAGUUAUGAAAUGUGGUAUAGUUGUUAGCAAUGAAGAGCCAUACAUAGGUGCAAGUCCAAAUGGUAAAAUUGAUGACAACACAAUCAUUGAAAUUAAAUGCCCAACAAAACCAUUGAAAGACAUGAUAAACACUGGAAAAUACGACGUUGUUUUACAAAAUGGACAGUUACAUCUGAACCCAAAAGGUAAAAACGGAUAUUAUUGUCAAGUCCAAUUAGCCAUGUUUUGCACAAAAGCAAGACUUUGCAAGUUUAUUGUAUGGACAGCAGAGGAACAGGUUGUACUUGAUGUACUUUACAAUGAGGAUUUUAUUGAGGAAAUUUUACCAAGAGUCAGAAACUUUUAUUUUAAACAUCUUCUAGUAAGACUAACUGACGAGCAUUUAUCAGGCCGCUUGAAAUUGUCGCCUGAAUACAAAAGGUUUUGCAACUGAUAUGUAAGUAUCAAGUUGAGAAGUUGUGACUGUUGUUAAGUACUUGUGGAGAUUAUUUUUGGACAGUGUUUAACAAACUCUUUGAUAGGUUUUGCAAGUGAUAUGUAAAUACAUUGUAUGUAAAAAUUAUGUUGAGAAGUUGUUAAGUACUUGUGGAGAUUCUUUUCGAAAAAAUAAUAACAUCUCUUGGGAAAUUCAAUGAAUAGGAACAAUUAAAACAUAUAAAUUUAUUCGAAAUAAUAUUCAACUUCAAUUUAUGCACAAUGUCAUUGAUGAUUAUACAUUCAGUCAGUUGAUAAUGGUUAUUGGCAUAUCCAGUCACAAAAGUGAAUUGUUUAACAGACAAGUUUAGUAUGAUAAUUAUCUAUUGUUUAUGCAUGUUAUUUCACUGAUUGGUUGAUAUGUUAUUUAUUAUAUUUAACUUAUUAAAUUUUGAUUUUAAUCGUUUUCUUCUUCUCCUUCCUUUAUGAGAGAGUCCCUCAUGUUACACAAGGCCGCAAUUACCUUUAGAGUUUUAUUCGCUUUUUUUAAUGAUUUAAUAUUUUGUUUGGUAUUUAACAGUCUAUAAGACUUAACUCGCAUAAUUGCUCUUUCAACAUGUAUC
Ruditapes philippinarum (Manila clam) is the source of this 3781-nucleotide messenger RNA. RefSeq lists its product as uncharacterized. Bases 1819 to 3177 code for a protein of 452 amino acids. The record is from RefSeq and is a predicted model, not a curated record. Gene Ontology annotation, molecular function: zinc ion binding. NCBI's taxonomy places the organism in Eukaryota, Metazoa, Mollusca, Bivalvia, Venerida, Veneridae. The transcript has 2 exons.